UGGCCGCCGGGUUUGUUGAGGGCGAAGCGCUGAAAGCCGCCGUCUCUCCCUUUCCCGUCCUCUGACAGCGCCCGCGGCAAAGCGGGUCCUUUCCGUUCGAGCUGUAGGCGCGGUCCUCGGGCCGCGUUAUGAGACGGUUUUGCAAUAAAGAGAACUACAACUUUUCGUGAAAAUGUCAGUUCUGAUAUCACAGAGUGUAAUAAAUUAUGUGGAAGAGGAAAACAUUCCUGCCCUGAAAGCUCUUCUAGAAAAAUGCAAAGAUGUAGAUGAGAGAAACGAGUGUGGCCAGACUCCACUGAUGAUAGCUGCUGAACAAGGCAACUUGGAAAUAGUGAAAGAAUUAAUUAAGAAUGGAGCUAAUUGCAAUCUGGAAGAUUUGGAUAACUGGACAGCACUGAUCUCGGCAUCAAAGGAAGGGCACGUGCACAUUGUGGAGGAACUGCUGAAAUGUGGGGUCAACUUGGAGCACCGCGACAUGGGAGGAUGGACCGCUCUCAUGUGGGCAUGUUACAAAGGCCGCACCGAAGUGGUCGACCUGCUGCUUUCUCAUGGCGCCAAUCCGAGCGUCACUGGUUUGCAGUACAGUGUUUACCCCAUUAUUUGGGCAGCAGGGAGAGGCCAUGCGGAUAUAGUGCAUCUUUUACUGCAAAAUGGCGCUAAAGUCAACUGCUCGGAUAAGUAUGGAACUACUCCUCUGGUUUGGGCUGCACGGAAGGGUCAUUUAGAAUGUGUAAAACAUUUAUUGGCCAUGGGAGCUGAUGUUGAUCAAGAAGGAGCUAAUUCAAUGACUGCACUGAUUGUGGCAGUAAAAGGAGGCUACACUCAGUCAGUGAAGGAGAUUUUGAAAAGAAACCCAAAUGUAAAUUUAACCGAUAAGGAUGGAAAUACAGCUUUGAUGAUUGCAUCAAAGGAGGGUCAUACGGAGAUUGUACAGGAUCUGCUCGAUGCUGGAACAUACGUGAACAUACCUGAUAGGAGUGGAGAUACCGUGUUGAUUGGUGCUGUCAGAGGUGGUCAUGUAGAAAUCGUUCGAGCACUUCUCCAGAAAUAUGCUGAUAUAGACAUUAGAGGACAGGACAACAAAACUGCUUUAUAUUGGGCUGUAGAGAAAGGGAAUGCGACGAUGGUGAGAGAUAUCUUACAGUGCAAUCCUGACACUGAAAUAUGCACAAAGGAUGGUGAAACACCGCUUAUAAAGGCCACCAAGAUGAGAAAUAUUGAGGUAGUGGAGCUGUUGCUAGAUAAAGGAGCUAAAGUAUCGGCCGUGGAUAAGAAAGGAGACACGCCUUUGCAUAUUGCUAUCCGUGGGAGGAGUCGCAAACUGGCAGAACUUCUUUUAAGAAAUCCCAAAGAUGGAAGGUUACUUUAUAGGCCCAACAAAGCAGGCGAGACUCCCUACAACAUUGACUGUAGCCAUCAAAAAAGUAUUUUAACUCAGAUAUUCGGAGCCAGACACUUGUCUCCUACUGAGACCGACGGUGACAUGCUCGGUUACGACUUGUAUAGCAGUGCCCUGGCAGACAUUCUCAGUGAGCCUACCAUGCAGCCGCCCAUCUGUGUGGGGCUGUAUGCACAGUGGGGAAGUGGCAAAUCCUUCUUACUCAAGAAACUAGAAGAUGAAAUGAAGACUUUUGCCGGACAACAGAUUGAGCCUCUUUUUCAGUUUUCCUGGCUUAUAGUAUUUCUGACUUUGAUGCUCUGUGGAGGGCUCGGUUUACUGUUUGCUUUUACAGUUGACCUGAAUCUUGGAAUAGCAAUAUCAUUGAGCUUCUUGGCUCUCUUAUAUAUAUUUUUUAUCGUCAUUUACUUUGGUGGCCGGAGGGAAGGAGAGAGUUGGAAUUGGGCCUGGGUCCUCAGCACCAGAUUGGCGAGACACAUUGGCUACUUGGAGCUGCUCCUCAAGUUGAUGUUUGUGAACCCGCCUGAGCUGCCGGAGCAAACCACAAGAGCUUUACCUGUGAGGUUUUUGUUUACAGAUUACAACAGGCUGUCCAGUGUAGGCGGAGAAACAUCGAUGGCUGAAAUGAUCGCGACUCUGUCGGAUGCUUGUGAGAGAGAGUUUGGCUUUUUGGCAACCAGGCUCUUUCGAGUAUUCAAGACUGAAGAUACACAGGGCAAAAAGAAAUGGAAAAAAACGUGUUGCCUCCCAUCUUUUGUCAUCUUCCUUUUUAUCUUUGGCUGCAUUAUUGCUGGAAUUACUCUCCUGGCUAUCUUCAGAGUUGACCCAAAACAUCUGACGGUGAAUGCCGUCCUCAUAUCUAUUGCGUCGAUAGUGGGGUUGGCCCUCGUGCUGAACUGUCGUACGUGGUGGCAGGUGCUGGACUCUCUCCUGAAUUCUCAAAGGAAACGCCUCCAUAAUGCUGCCUCCAAACUGCACAAGCUGAAAAGUGAAGGAUUCAUGAAGGUUCUUAAGUGUGAAGUGGAAUUGAUGGCCAGGAUGGCGAAGACCAUCGACAGCUUCACUCAGAACCAGACAAGGCUGGUGGUCAUCAUCGACGGACUAGAUGCCUGUGAGCAGGACAAAGUGCUCCAGAUGCUGGAUACUGUCCGAGUUCUGUUUUCAAAAGGCCCAUUCAUUGCCAUUUUUGCAAGUGAUCCACAUAUUAUUAUAAAAGCAAUUAACCAGAACCUGAAUAGCGUGCUUCGUGACUCGAACAUAAAUGGACACGACUAUAUGCGCAAUAUAGUUCAUUUACCCGUUUUCCUUAAUAGUCGUGGACUGAGCAAUGCAAGAAAAUUUCUUGUAACUUCAACAACAAAUGGGGACAUUCCGUGCCCCGAUACUGCAGGGAUACAGGAAGAUGCUGACAGAAGAGUUUCACAAAACAGCCUUGGAGAGAUGACUAAACUUGGUAGCAAGACAGCCCUUAAUAGACGGGAUACUUACCGAAGAAGGCAGAUGCAGAGGACCAUCACUCGGCAGAUGUCCUUCGAUCUUACGAAACUGCUGGUUACUGAGGACUGGUUCAGUGACAUAAGUCCUCAGACUAUGAGAAGAUUGCUUAAUAUUGUUUCUGUGACAGGGCGAUUACUGAGAGCCAAUCAGAUUAGUUUCAACUGGGACAGGCUUGCUAGCUGGAUCAAUCUUACUGAGCAGUGGCCAUACCGAACUUCAUGGCUCAUAUUAUAUUUGGAAGAGACUGAAGGGAUUCCAGAUCAAAUGACACUGAAAACCAUCUAUGAAAGGAUAUCAAAGAAUAUUCCAACAACUAAAGAUGUUGAGCCACUGCUUGAAAUAGAUGGAGAUAUAAGAAACUUUGAAGUGUUCUUGUCUUCAAGGACCCCAGUUCUUGUGGCUCGAGACGUAAAAACCUUUUUGCCAUGCACUGUAAACCUAGACCCCAAACUACGGGAAAUUAUUGCAGAUGUUCGUGCUGCGAGGGACCAGAUUAAUAUCGGCGGACUUGCAUACCCCCCGCUGCCUUUACACGAAGCUCCUCCAAGGCCACCGUCAGGCUACAGUCAGCCUCCGUCUGUCUGUUCUUCUUCCACUUCCUUCAACGGACCGUUUGGAGGUGGGGUCGUGUCUCCACAGCCUCACAGCAGCUAUUACAGUGGGAUGACGGGACCCCAGCAUCCAUUCUACAACAGGCCAUUCUUUGCCCCCUACCUUUACACGCCAAGGUAUUACCCUGGCGGCUCCCAACACCUCAUCUCACGUCCAUCAGUAAAAACGAAUUUGCCCAGAGAUCAAAGCAAUGGCCUACCGUGUGACUCUGGGUUUAACAAACAAAGACAGGUACAGAAACUUUCAGUGAAAUCUUCUUACUCACUUUUCUCAUUAGACUAUUAGAAGCAGCCAUUGGCACCUCGCGCUGGGCUGUUGAUACACCUGUGCUUAUUUCAGUGCCCGAGUUUGUUUGAAUAGCCGCUUUUAGCCUUUGCAUGGCUCUCAUUCUGGCUAAUCGCUUCUAAGCUUAUUGAAUAAAUUUACCAAAACGAUAGUGUCUCAGAGUGUAGUUUUAAUCUACUUACAAUAUAAGAUAAUAUAGUUGCAUCAAGGCAAUUUCAGUCUGUUCUGUUAGCUUUACUUUUCCCUAAAGAAAUUCUGACUUGUGUGCGUUUUGAAGUUUAUAUUUAACAGUUUAAACAAACUAACAUCUUUUGUAUUCAAAUAUCUGCAUUAGAAAUGUUUUAAAAAUAAAUUGUGAUAUAUGUUGAAAUGAUCUGUUCUAGACUGAUAGCUGAUAUAUUUCAAAUAAGAAUGCAUGAUAAACUUUAGAAUAUUACCAUUCCGUAUUUUGUCAAAGUAAUGUAAUUGGUUUUCUAUUCAUUUACCUGUUGAAUUAUUAAGUACUCUUUUUCCUUAUCACUUUGGUAGUCUUUGUCCUUUUAUGAGGUUUCCAUCCAAAAAUCAUUAUUUUGAUUACUAAGACUCAUUUGGUUUCAAAAUAAUUGUAUUAUAUGUGAUUAUUUUAAAUGUAUGUUUGUUUAUUUGGAGAGAGAGCGCAUAUGCCUGUACCUGUGCGGCGGGGAGGGUCAGAGAGAGAGGGAAAGAGAGAAUCUCAAGCAGGCUCCGCACGGUUAGCAUGGAGCCCCACAUGGGGCUCGAUCUCACAAACCUGUGAGAUCACGACCUGAGCGGAAAUUAAAGGUUGGAUCCUUAACUGACUGAGCACCCACACGCCCCUAUAUGUGAUUAUUUUAGAAAAGACCUGGCAGGUAAUUACCAUUUCUCCAAUGUAACAUAUUUUAAUUUAUUGAUAAUUUACUCCUCAUCUUGAAAAAGUCCUACCUACAUAUAACCAGGAGUCAGACUCUGGCUUUGGGAUCUUAUGAUCAUGUGUGUGUUUAGCUUUUCUUAUAAAGCUUCUAAAAGUCAUUCAGAGAGUAUAUAUUUUCUGCAUCAUCCCCAGUGAUACAGAAAUUAUGUUUUAAAAUAAUUGAUAAAAUGCAAACAUUUUAAAGGUGCAUAAAAGUAAAAUUAUGUGGAACUUUGUUUUUUCGAAGGACAACAGUGGUAUCUAUCGGCAUUGCUCUAUCGCUGAGCUCCCAGAUUCUCUGUGGAAAUAAGAUACUCUAAAAGUUUACGUUUCCCCCCGAGCUGACAGAGUUAAUUUGUUCCAUGUCUAUGAUACUUUUCCUUUUUAGCAUAGUCAGAAAUAGAGUUUUGGGGGGAUUAAAAAAACCUUUUUACUUUAAAAUAAUUUUAGACUUAAAGAAAAGGUAUAAAAAUAGUAUUCCCUUCGUGUUAACAUCUUUCAUGACUGUAGCAUACUGUUUAAGAGCAGAAGUUAAAAUCGGUACGAUACUGUUAACUACCUACAGACUUUGAAUUUCACCGGUUUUCCACUAAUGUCGUUGUUCUGGCCCAAGAGCCAAUCUAGUUGUGUUUGUUUAUAUUUCUCCUUAGAGUUCUCUGAUCUGUGACAGUUCCUUGGUCCUUCCUUGUCUUUCAUGACCUUGAUUAUCGCUUCUGAAGAAUACCGGUCAGGUCUUUUACAGACUGUCCCUCUGUUUGGGUUUCUCAGCUGGAGGUUAUAUGUCUCUGGUAAGAGACCCACAGGGGUGGUGCCAUGCCCUUCUCCGCGCAUCCUGUUAGAGGGUCUGUGCUGGGCCGGAGUCUUACUGCUGCUAAUGCUAACCUUAAUCGCUUGGGUAAGGCGGCCUCUGCCAGGUCUCAACACUGUAAAGUUGUAUUUUCCCCUUUUUAACGAAUAAAUAUCGUGGGAGAGAUACUUUGAUACUCUGCAAAUAUCCUGUUUCUACUCAUACUUUUGCCCAUUAAGUUCAGUACACGUGGAUGCAUCUUAGAUACAGCCACUCUUGUUGUGGUGCUUUCUUCAUGGUAACUUUCUGUUUCUUUCUUCUACAAUUAUUAAUUCAAUUCUAUUAGGAAAAGCUGUCUUUUUAUUCCUCAAUUAUUUAUUCAGUUACUUAUUUUCACUUAAUUAUUUCACUUAUUCAGUUGUUCCUUUAUAGCAGUAUGGACUCAUUCUAUACAGAAUAAGUUAUAAUCCAUUAUGAUAAUUAUUUUGUUGAUCAAGCUGUGACUUUUGUACCAAGAAUAUGUAAAGCAUAAAUGCAUCCAGAGAGAAGAGACAGGUUAAGGAAUAAAAACGUUUGGAAGGCAACAAUGAAGACCAUUUAAAAGAUGAAUAUCAUUCACCAGUAAAAACAAUGAAGUGCCUACGCACGCCGUGACACGGAUGAACCUUGAAAACAUGAUCCUAACUGAAGGAAGCCAGACACAAAGGGUCACAUGUUGUGUGGCUCCAUUUAUAUAAAAAGUCCCGGAUAGGCAGGUCUAGAGACAGAAAGAUUAGGAGUUGACAGGGGUUGGGAAUGGAUGUUGAAGGGUGCAGAAUGACUACUAACGGGUACAGGGAUUUCUUUUUAGGGAUAUGAAAAUGUCGCAAAAUGGAUUGUGGUAAUGGUUUUACAACUAUGCAAGUAUACUAAAAACCACUGAAUCAUCUACUUUUAAAGGGAGAAUUGUAGGGUAUGUGAAUUAUAUCUCGAUAAAGCUGUUUAAAAGGAAAGGAAGAUAAAACAAAUAUGGUUAUUAAGAAUUCAUAAAAAGCAUUUUAAAUUUGUAUAGUAGAUACUGGAUAAUUAGCAUGUUGAAUAUUGGCUAUACUCAUCCAGGCAGAAAAUAGAACUAUGUAUAGAGAUAGGAAAACCAAAUUAUGGAAAUACUAGUGUUUUGCUGUUAGUAUUUUUUGAAGCAGUUGUACCUCGGACCGUAUAAUAUAUGCAUGUUUCAAAUUUACAUUUAAUUAAAAACAAACUCUGAGUAAACAUGUUUGGUGCAGUAUAUUCCAAGUCAUUAACUUCCAAACUUUUAUGGGUCCGUCUCAUACUUGUUAACUUGCAGAGAUUCCCUAACUGUCAUAAAAUUAAUACUCCAACUCCCUGUUCAAUACGGUCUCAUUCCCUAGCUAUAUUUAUAUAUAAUAAAGAUAUGUGCUGUGUAUAUGUUGUUUGUGUGUGUGUGCUCUCACAUUACAAAUAACGUUUAGCAACCGGGUAACAGGCAGUUUUGGCUGUGUUAUCGUGUAUUUUUGUCCUGAUAAUGGUAAAAGAGGCAGUAGAAAAUAUGUUUACACAUCCUUGAGGAUAGGAUAUUAUUAAGUUAGAUUGAGUGGUAUACAGGGCAGAUCAUUUGAACGUUGUCUUUAUCUGCUAGACUAGUUGGUUUGUCUUUUCUUUAUUGUGGUUAUAGUUUCUUUAAAUUUUUUUCUUUUUAAAAAUUUUUUUAAAUGCUUAUUUGUUAUCAAGAGACAGAGAGAGAGAGAGAGAGCAUGAGCAUAAGA
Prionailurus viverrinus (fishing cat) is the source of this 7256-nucleotide messenger RNA. It is a transcript of the gene KIDINS220, whose product is annotated as kinase D interacting substrate 220. The record is from RefSeq and is a predicted model, not a curated record. The transcript has 26 exons. NCBI's taxonomy places the organism in Eukaryota, Metazoa, Chordata, Mammalia, Carnivora, Felidae. The coding region runs from base 173 to 3793 and encodes 1206 amino acids. Gene Ontology annotation, molecular function: protein binding.